UAUGUGUGGCAUGGAAGGCAUCUGGUUCUCGCGGGAGGAACUCACUCCAAUGGCUAUUCUGAGGAUGUCUAUUGCCCCGCCAAUUUUCAGUUCUUCACGAAUUUCGCCAUCGUCGUCAACAUCGACGUCGCCGUUUCGCUUCUUGAAGCCGGCGCGUUGCGCGCCAGCCCAGCAAGUCCAACAACAAGAACAAGAACAACAACAGAGUGAUGCAGGGAUUUUGUGUGAACCUUGCAAUGGUAGAGGAUGGUUAGUAUGUGACUUUUGUAAAGGGCAAAAAACCAACGUUAAGGCCGACAACAAGCGCAUCUACCGUCGAUGCCCAUCUUGUCGAGCCAUUGGAUAUGUACUCUGUUCCAGUUGCAAAGUUUUUAAAUGUGUUACAUUCCCAAAUUACACUGAUGGUGAAGAAUUAUCCUUUUGAGCGUCUUAUAAAGCUUCGAGCUUGAUUUUAAAUGUAACCGGGGAUUAAUUAUUCUAUAUCUCUAAUAUUUGGGGGGGUUGAUUUAUUUUCCUUCUGUGUAAUUAUUUGAUUGUUGAUCUAAUGUAUUUGCUUAUAGAAA
Morus notabilis is the source of this 563-nucleotide messenger RNA. RefSeq lists its product as uncharacterized. The record is from RefSeq and is a predicted model, not a curated record. Lineage: Eukaryota; Viridiplantae; Streptophyta; Magnoliopsida; Rosales; Moraceae. The transcript is spliced from 3 exons. The coding region runs from base 2 to 424 and encodes 140 amino acids.